Molecule: messenger RNA, 3178 nt
Organism: Homarus americanus (American lobster)
Lineage: Eukaryota; Metazoa; Arthropoda; Malacostraca; Decapoda; Nephropidae
Product: tax1-binding protein 3 homolog
Exons: 4
Coding region: 251-622 (123 amino acids)
Cellular component (GO): plasma membrane
Molecular function (GO): protein binding
Source: RefSeq, a predicted model, not a curated record
CAUCACAACACAAGCACAGGUGACGAGGAACAAGACGAGAGACAACUUCCCAAAUAAAUGUGUAAUAUUAUCCUCCAGAGACUUGAAGACCGCCGAGUAUAUGACACAAGACACACGCCAUAAUACAACUACCAUUAACAGACAGCGUGGAGAAGCCUCAUAGAUCACGAGAGGACCGUACAGGCGGGCGGCUUCGACAACAUCCCCCCCCCUUCUUUCCCCCCCCCCCCCCCCACCUACCGGAUAAACAAUGACCACUACGGCAUUCUCCCACGAGCCGGGCACAGCUAUGGAGUGUCUGAGUAUACCAAUCACACUCGAGAAAGAGGCGGGACUUGACGAACACGGCAGACAGGUCCUCAAAUGUGGUUUUAAAAUUGGUGGAGGAAUUGACCAGGAUUUUAUGAAGAGUCCUCAAGGCUACACAGACAAUGGUAUCUACUGUACUGAGGUCCACGACGGGAGCGCAGCGGCACGAGCCGGCCUGCGCGUACACGACAAGAUCCUACAGUGCAACGGCUACGACUUCACCAUGGUCACACACAAGAAGGCCGUCGACUACAUCAAGAAACAUCCCGUCCUAAACCUUCUGGUGGCCCGUAAAGGCGUCACGCACUCGUAAAUCACCCCCCACCCUCCCCGGAGACCCCCCCAUCGUGUGUUUAUCAUCACCAUAUAUUCGUUAUGUUAUUAAUCAAGAGAUCGGGUUUUUUUUUAUAUAUAUAAAUGACAGAAUAUUUAAGAGACCUCUGGUGGGAAUUACCGCCAGUUAAUUGUUGUUGUUGUGUAAAUUAAUAAAUUCUUCGUUUAUUGACAUUCCAAUUUGGUGUUAUUUAUGUAGUCGUCUUGAUGGUGAUCUUUCUGCUCUUCUGUGCCGUGAGCUGACGACAGUUUACAGAUACCCUGGGAGAGAUCACGAACAACAUAGUAAAUAUUAUGAUUAACCAAGAUUAGAAACUGUAUAAUAAUGCUUUAUUGAGUUAAUAUGGCUGCCAUGUUGAGUAAAUAUAGCUGCCAUGUUGAGUUAAUAUGGCCACCAUGCUGAGUUAAUAUGGCCACCAUGCUGAGUUAAUAUGGCCACCAUGCUGAGUUAAUAUGGCCACCAUGCUGAGUUAAUAUGGCCACCAUGCUGAGUUAAUAUGGCCACCAUGCUGAGUUAAUAUGGCCGCCAUGAUAACAGCAUAAUCCACUUGAGACUAAAUAUGGCCAUAAACACUACAGCCACUAAACAUUGAGGCCGGGCCAUUCCCAAACAGUCCUGGCUCUUCCACCUGGCCAUGUGUGAUAUUUUCCUUUGAUUCGUAGUAAAGAUAAAUUGUUGGCAGCUUAAUUUUUUUUUCUGUGCUUUUAUAAUGUUUGUGAGGGCCGUGUUGGUGGCCGUGUUGAGGGCCGUGUUGAGGGCUGUGUUGGUGGCCGUGUUGGUGGCCGUGUUGAGGGCCGUGUUGGUGGCCGCCUUAGUGUAUAUUGGGAGCACAUGAUGAUUAACCCCCCCUGGCUUAUUUCACCUUGAAACAAUGUAUCCUAACCUAACCUAACUUAACCUAAUCUAACAGUAACUUAACCUAUUAUAACCUGUUGCUAACUUAACCUAUCCUAACAGUAACUUAACCUAAUCUAACAGUAACUUAACCUAUCAUAACCUAUUGGUAACUUAACCUAUCCUAACGGUAACUUAACUUAACCUUUUGGUAACCUAACCUAAUUUAACCUAACCUUUUAAGAUAAUAUUAAUGCAUUUUGUUCCACAGGUGAAAUAAACAAGUGGGGUGUCUAAUCUUCACAUAAGCCAUCGACAUGUUAAGUUAAAUAGUUACGGCGUCCCCUAGCAAUGCAGUAUUAACUAAAGGGUCGUUGAGUAAUUACCCCCCGAUGUCCGUGUAUAUAAACCGGACACCGGGAAUGUAUAUAUAUAUAAAUGCCCAAAUAUGAUAGGAAUUAGAGGAAGAUAUACAUGGUUUGUUUAUUUGAUUGUGUGAUGUGUUUUUUUUAUAUCUCUGGGGACAUAUAGAGCGACAGGAAGCAUAUAAUUGUUUUUGUCUUUUAACGUUCUUCAGUUGUUGUUGGGAUGUAAUAAUAUAUAGGUUUAUUUGUCUCAUUGAUUCAUUUCACGAGUUUUUUUUUUUUUAUGUCCAUCGGCCAUUGUGACGGUUGUUAUUUGUGCUCUCGGAGACGUCUAAGAGCCAUGAUAUUGAAGCCAUUUACUGUACCUCUCGGAGACGUCUAAGAGCCAUGAUAUUGAAGCCAUUUACUGUACCUCUCAUCAUUAUGUCCUGGGUUCAUGUCCUGGCCCGAGACACACAUGAGUGGGGUGUUAGCCAGUAUGACCCUAACUAUCAAACUAUGGGUACAAUACUCAAGUUUCCUCUUGUUAUAACACUGGACAAAGCAUCAACGACCAGACUAACUGCUAGACCACAAUAAACUGAUUAAUAGUAAAUUACAAAAACAGCUUUCCACUUGUGUUUUAGAUUUUCAUGUUAACUUCUCAAACACCGAACAUUAUUAUGAAUUGUGUAUUACCCAUAAUGCCCUGAAGGUAAAUAUGUUUUAUACAUUAGUUUAUUGAUAUGAAUGACGGCGAUCGAGUCGUCAGUCGAAUAAUAUAUUUAAUGGCGGAUAUUCUGGCGUUGUUGAUGUCUGCGGAGAAGGUUGCUCGUGGUGCUUUUCUCGGCUUGGAGAGGAUGGUGUAUACUAGGGUCGGGGGCUUAUUAUCAUACGCCACAUCAUGUUGAAUCAUACGGCUUAACGUUGUAUGUUUAGGUUAAGAUUUUUCAUUCACGUUAUCAUACAUUGGGUCAUGUUAAAUGUUGAAUCAUACGGUUUUAUGUUGUAUGUUUAGGUUCAGACUUAUCAUACAGCUCAUGUUAAAUGUUGAAUCAUACGGCUUAAUGUUGUAUGUUUAGGUUAAGAUGUUAAAUCAUGUUAUCAUUCAGUGCAUCAUGUUGAAUGUUGUAUCAUGCAGCUUGUUCUCUGCAGCUCGCCUCAUUCUAUCAUUCUUGGUUUAGGUUAGGUUUAGGUUUAAUUUAUUCCCACCUGAAGAUUAAACGCACCAGGUUAAUCAUAUUUAACCUCAACUUAACCUAACCAUAAUCUAACCUAACCUAAUCACACAUUUCAGCCAUUCUGCUUGUCACAAAUUUCCAGUGUGUGAAUAAAUUGGGAACCUUUUCCUUGUUAA